AUGGCAGACGAUCCAGAACAACAACCUGAUAAUAUUGCAGAAGAAGAGAAUCAAGAAAAGGAAGAAAAUGCAGAAGAUGGCGAAAAAGAAAUCCCGGAGUUGACUGUUACUGAAGAGCUCACAGAGGAUGCUGAAGCGUUGAAAAAUGAGCUCAGCAAAAUCGUUGUGCAUCCUCCUACGAUAGAUUUGUCAAUACCAAUGAAAGAAUUUGAUCAAACAGAAUUCCCAGCCUCAUACAAAGAAAAUUUGCCUAAAGAAAAUCUGGUUUUACAAUAUGCAGAGAAUUUCCGAAGACAAUAUGUGCAUUUGUACAGAGACAGAAAGCCACUGUUCCUCAACCCAGUCAAUGAAUGUGGAACAGAGAAAUUUGUAUGUACCACCAUACGACCCACACAACUUGAAUUUAAAGAGCUUUAUAACUGGGAAGGAGCAGCUGAAUUUGUUGCUGAUUAUCUCAACUUUGAGACAUUGGAACCACCAACUGAACUGCCCCAGAGACUGCUUUCACCCACCACUAUUCUAAAGCGUCAGAAAGGAAACUGUUUUGAUUACAGCACUUUAUUGUGCUCCUUGCUGAUUGGAGUAGGGUAUGAUGCCCUGGUGGUUAAUGGUUAUGCCACACGAGAGACCUGUCUGGCAGAUGAAUCACGGGAAAUCUGUCCUCUUAUGAAGAAAAAAGAGGAGGUGAAACAAGAAGUUCAAAAGAAAGAACAAAAGAAGUAUGCAGUAAAGGCUCCAAAGGAUUUACGCAGCAAGUUUGAACUUAAACAAGAUGCAAAAGCCAAAGCUGAAAAAGAAGCUGAGGAGGAGCAACGGAAAAAAGAAGCAGAAGAGAAAGCAGCUGAGCUAGAAAAGCCUCCUCCAGAUCCUCUAUAUGGUCUGCGUGUACAUGCUUGGGUGCUGGUCCUAGCAGGGCGAAGGGAAGUCCCAGAGAGUUUCUUUAUUGAGCCUUUCACUGGCCUGUCCCAUCCUGUGGACAGUCAGAACUACCUUGGUAUUGAGACUGUAUGGAAUGCCACAAACUACUGGGUCAAUAUGCAGGAUUGCUCUGAUGGGGUCAAGGGUCUCAGUUAUGACCUUGGAGACUGUACACGAUGGGAAUACAUGUUUCCUAACACUGAGAAACCCUUGCUGAAGAUCCCAGAUGUAGAGGAUGAUAUAGGUGACCUGGAUGAUGAUGAGGAGGAAGAGAAAGAGAUGGACAAAAAUCUAGACCUGCCUCCAUCCUGGGUGGAGCCUAUUAAACUCUCCUUACGAGACUUCCAGAUGCGGUGUCCACAAGGAAAGAAGACAAAACUGUAUAAACGUGCAAAGCUGGAAAAGUUUGCCCACUACUUGAUGAAGGAUGGCUUGGUCUCCAAAUUAUCCAUAUAUGAAAACCGUGAAUUGACAGACCUUAUCAUGGUACGAGAAUAUUUUGCACACCGUGUUGAUAAACUUUGUACAAAAGUACACAACAAUCGAUCAGGCUGGAACACUGAGUUUUUUGACCCUGGCAGACACAAAUGUCUCAAAGAGCACCAGUAUAAGGCAAGCAGUCCUGGCCCGGAGAAUGACAGAAUCAUGCUGUUUUAUGAUGAGGCCAGGGUGGAUGGUCUAGUUAAGCGAGUUGAGAGCCUGUCUGAGAUGACUGAGGAAUACAGAAAUAGGGAUGAUUACUUGUUCUACAAACAAGUAGAGUUUGGAAAACGGACAAAGAAGUUUGGUCCACAGGAUGGCACGGGUGCAAACAACAUGCGACCUAUUGUGAAGAUGAUUCAGAAGUUUCACAGAAACCCUAAAAAGGUGGCCAGUGAGGACGUUGCUGAGCUGGUGUUCCUGGUGUCAGAAGACAAGAUCCAGGUGACCUAUCAUACAGAGGAUACACGUAUAGCCUCCUCAACACGAGAGUUCCUCAAACCUGCAAACUGGGACGAGAAAGGUGCUACCCUGACAUUCAACCCAGAGAUGCAUCAAACUUUCCAGGUGGACCCCACAUCUCCAAUGAACAAAAAUGUGGAACUGUAUGAGAUGCUGCUAGAAAUGCUCAAAGCAGAGGAGAAAUGUCGUAAUGAGGUCCGGGAGUCUGAGGAGGAGGUGCGUGAAGUAUUGAAUGAGAGGACCAAAGAAGAGACUGCAUCAGAGCUGGACAUUUCUGUUUAUGAUACAGAUAGGAAUGAGAAGGCCAAGAAACAUAGGAGAGAAUUGGAGCGCCUACAAUUGGAGGAGAGAAUGCGCAAACAAGAGAUGGACAUUGACUACCUAGCCCCAUUCCUAGCCCAGAUGGGCAAUCCAGAGAAAAUCACCAGGCAACAGGCUUACCAGCUCAAGGAAGACUGUCUUGGUGAUCUCAAGAAGCGCCUAAUUGACAAAGCCAACCUCAUUCAAGCCAGGUUUGAAAAGGAGACACAACUGCUGGAGAAAAAGCAGGCAUGGUACCAGCAGAACCAGGUGGCUAUGUCGAAAGAUGAUGAGGAAGCCUACCUUGACUAUUGUAGUGAGGCCUUGUUUAGGAUACAUAUUCUUGAUCUACGACUGGCAAGACACAAGGAACAAGCCCCACAUAAAUACAUGCAGCUUGAACAGAGGUUGAGGAGUGAAGAACGGCUGUCUGAAUUUUUCUGA
Molecule: messenger RNA, 2604 nt
Organism: Ylistrum balloti
Lineage: Eukaryota; Metazoa; Mollusca; Bivalvia; Pectinida; Pectinidae
Product: dynein regulatory complex subunit 7-like
Exons: 17
Coding region: 1-2604 (867 amino acids)
Biological process (GO): flagellated sperm motility
Cellular component (GO): motile cilium
Source: RefSeq, a predicted model, not a curated record